Messenger RNA from Knipowitschia caucasica, 693 nucleotides. Lineage: Eukaryota; Metazoa; Chordata; Actinopteri; Gobiiformes; Gobiidae. The record is from the annotation of a GenBank genome assembly.
AUGGAGGGCCAGGGUGCUGUGCGAGCCUCCAGUAUCUUCCCCAUCCUCAGUGUGAUCCUGCUCUUCAUGGGGGGGCUCUGUAUAGCUGCCAGUGAGUUCUACAAGUCACGCCACAACAUCAUCCUCAGCGCGGGCAUCUUCUUCGUCUCCGCGGGCCUCAGCAACAUCAUCGGGAUCAUCGUGUACAUAUCAGCCAACGCGGGGGACCCCUCCAAGAGCGACUCCAAGAAGAACAGCUACAGUUACGGCUGGUCCUUCUACUUCGGGGCGCUGUCCUUCAUCAUGGCAGAGAUGGUGGGGGUCCUGGCCGUGCACAUGUUCAUCGAUCGGCACCGGCAGCUCCGGAUAGGGGCCCGAGCCGCAGACUACCUCCAGGGCUCAGCCAUCACACGCAUCCCCAGCUACCGCUACCGCUACAGACGCCGGUCUCGGUCCUCGUCGCGCUCCACGGACCCCUCUCACUCGCGGGACGCCUCCCCGGUGGGGCUCAAAGGCUUCAGCGCGCUCCCCUCCACCGAGAUCUCCAUGUACACGCUGCCCCGCGACACCCUCAAGUCCUCCGGCACGCCCACCGCCACCUACAACUCCGAGCGGGACCACGCCAACUUCCUGCAGGUCCACAACUGCAUCACGAAAGAUCUCAAAGACUCCAGCCAUAGCAACACAGCCAACCGCCGCACCACGCCUGUAUGA